Molecule: messenger RNA, 594 nt
Organism: Megalopta genalis
Lineage: Eukaryota; Metazoa; Arthropoda; Insecta; Hymenoptera; Halictidae
Gene: Tim9a
Product: translocase of inner membrane 9
Source: RefSeq, a predicted model, not a curated record
GUACAUGCGUACACAAUACAGCAAAUAUGCACGUGCUACACAAGCAGUAGAUUUACUUUAACCUAGAAAUUAUUCGCGUCAAAGUUUCGUAGUUUUGCGAGGUACAUACAUCGGUAACUAGUGCUUAAACAUAAAUAUCAUAAAGUAAAUUAUUAAUUGUAAUGACAAUGCAGGUUCCUACAAAUGUGGAUUCCGAACAGAUUAAAGCCUUUCGAGACUUCCUGACGUCCUAUAACAAACUAUCAGAAAUUUGUUUUAUCGAUUGUAUAAAUGAUUUUACCGGACGGGAUAUAAAAACGAAGGAAGAAAAGUGCGCCCUCAAUUGUAUGGAAAAAUACUUGAAGAUGAACCAAAGAGUGUCCCAACGGUUUCAAGAAUUCCAAAUGAUUGCUAACGAAAAUGUAUUAGCUGCUAAUAAAAAAUUGGGCGAAGGUAGAUAAUUUUGAAGAUCGAAUAUAUAAACUGUUCAUAAAUUAAGUUAAAUAUAUAUAUUAGGUUAGCAUGUAUUGUAAUUUGGAUAUUCCACUACUAUAUAAUUUUGUCUUGGAGAUGAAAUAAAACUAUACACCGAAUAAAAAUUAACAAGGAAAUAAA